AUGUCGUUCAAAACCGAGUUGUUCAUCAACGGGAAGUACGUUCCGUCGUCCUCCGGUGAAACCCUCAGCAUCCAAAGUCCCAAUGAUGAUUCCCUCGUAACCGACAAGAUCCAAGUUGCCGGCGAGGCCGAUGUCGACAACGCCGUCAAGGCCGCGAAGGCAGCUUUUCCCGCCUGGAAAGCCACCGCAGGCCACAAGCGAGCUGCUAUCAUGAACAAGUUCGCAGAUCUACUUGAGAAGAACACGGAUAAGUUGGCUCAGCUCGAGUCUGCUGCCAUGGGCCAACCCGUCAGCGUCAGCAAGAGGAUGAUUGCUGGUCCCAUAGCGCUCUGGAGAUACUAUGCUGGCUAUGCUGGCAAGGUUGCAGGAGAAAGCUAUCCACCGGAUGAGGAUGGAACGUACAAGAUCGUUCAAUACGAACCUCUUGGUGUCUGUGCCGGGAUCUGUGCCUGGAACGGCUCCCACGUCCUCGCCGCAUGGAAAAUGGCCCCAGCCAUGGCUGCAGGCAACACAUUCAUCUUAAAGUCCAGCGAGAAGUCACCAAUUUCUCUUGCGCAGUACGGUGAGCUUGUCAAUGAAGCGGGUUUCCCACCUGGUGUCAUCAACGUCCUCACUGGAGCUGGUACAACAGGAUCGCUCCUCGCCAGUCACAUGGACAUCGCCAAGAUUGCAUUCACCGGAUCUGCUGCUGCGGGUCGAGCUGUUCAGAUUGCAGCGGCAAAGUCCAACCUCAAGCGCGUGACACUUGAGCUGGGUGGCAAAAGUCCAGGCAUCAUCUUCGAAGAUGCCGACAUACCCAAUGCCGUCUUUCACAGUAGUGAUAGCUUCCUCCGGAAUUCGGGCCAGAUCUGCUUUGCUGCAUCCAGGGUGCUUGUCCAGGAAAGCAUUGCCCCAGAAUUCAUCAAGCAGGUCAAACUCGCCUUCGAGCAUGCUGCGGACGCAAUGGGUGAUCCAUCACUGGCAGAAACCAAGUUUGGGCCACUCGCGGACAAGAAGCAGUUCGAUCGUGUUAUGGGCUUUCUUGAGGACGCCAAGAAGGAGGGUAUUGAGAUUGGUGCAGGAGGUGGUCGCAAGGGAGACAAGGGCACAUAUGUGCAACCCACCGUUCUAAUCAACCCGGGAUUGGAUAGCAAAGUGUACACGCAGGAGAUUUUCGGACCUGUCAUCAGUGUACGGACAUUCAAGGACGAAGAGGAAGCCAUCAAGUUGGCGAAUGACACGACUUACGGCCUUGGCUCAACCGUCUACACCUCAGAUAUUGCACGUGCUCUACGUGUUGCAGGACAGAUCGAGGCUGGCACGGUCGGCAUCAAUUCAGCUUUUAACACGAGCCCCCAGACCCCCUUCGGAGGCUGGAAGUCAAGUGGCUACGGUCGUGAGAGCGGCAUUGAAGGUAUCAAGAACUACACUCAACCAAAAACAAUCCAUAUUAAUAUGACCUUACCUGCCAAGAAGUAA
Molecule: messenger RNA, 1458 nt
Organism: Cyphellophora europaea CBS 101466
Lineage: Eukaryota; Fungi; Ascomycota; Eurotiomycetes; Chaetothyriales; Cyphellophoraceae
Exons: 3
Coding region: 1-1458 (485 amino acids)
Molecular function (GO): aldehyde dehydrogenase (NAD+) activity
Source: RefSeq, a predicted model, not a curated record